CAUCCCUCACCACGCGCAUGCGCAUCCCCACCAUACGCAUCCCCAUCGUGAUUUACCUCGGGCAUCGAUCAAGGAGAGACCACUCCGGCGUUAGACGUUAGGGGUGUAGGUUCGAGUUUUCUCAGAAGCCAUUUCCGAGACUUUCCUAACCUAAUCGUUGGAGAAGAAAGAAGCUGUGUGUGGACAUAGAGUUUGUGAUCGUGAUUCGUGCACCGAGAUGCCGAAGAAAUCGAACAAGACACCGUCCUGGGACAGUCGUGGCGGCGGCGCAGCCCCUCCUCUGGACAACAAGCGUUACGAUAAGCAUUAUUUUGCUCAUGACAACCGUAAUGCAAGACGUAUUUUGGAUCCUUAUGACGGUACUAGACUCCGAGUAUCGUUCAAGACUCAGAGGCCGGUUAACAAGCAGAUUAGGCGUAAUUUGGUGAAUUUGGACGAAGAUAUCCCAAUGACGACGACUUCCAAUAACAAUACAAGGCAGGUGACUAUCCGAGAGAGAGGACGUGGAAGUGGAAGCAGAGGAAGGAAUAGCCCUCUGCCAAGCAGAAAUUUCCAAGCGGGGCAGUUUAUCGGGCAGAUGAGAAUGCGAACAAAUCGAUUGGGCGAAUCCGAUUGGUAUAAAAUUAGCAUACCAUAUGGUCACAAGUAUGAGAAGGACUAUGUCAUAAGGAAUCUAUUGAACUACAUGGCGCCUGAAGUAUUUGUACCUAUUACUUAUAAAGUAAUGGACAACAUUGCUUCCUUUUACGUUGACGAUCAGAAGGCAGCGAUCGCAUUGGCAAAUUGCGACCGCAAACUCACGAUGACUGAUGGCUUCAAACUGCAGAUAAAAGUGAAGCCGGGAUUCCCGCAGUGUGAGAUUGAUGAGAAACUGAAAGAACGUUUGAAGCAAGCUAUGGCGAAGCGUUACAUAGCUGACACGAAUGCCUUGGAUUUAUCGAAGUUCCAUCAAGAUCAAGAUCUUGUUUCUGAUUAUUUUUGCGCAUUAUUUCGUCCCCCACUGUUGAUGGCAGUGUUAGAUAUUGUGGGUCAACAUAUACCGACGCUGGAGGCUUUAAAUUUGGAAGGCAAUAAGAUCCACAUAAUCCAAGGGCUCAACGUUCUGAGUAAGAAGUUUCCAAAGUUGAAGAUACUUUAUAUUGGUGACAAUAAGAUCCGGGAAAUGAACCAACUGGAUGUUCUGAAAGAUUUGAAAUUGGAUGAAUUGCGAUUACAAGGCAAUCCUGUUUGCAAGAAAUACAGAUCUCGGCAGAACGAUUACGUUAGUGACGUCCGGAAACGGUUUCCGAAGCUAUUGCGAUUGGAUGGAACGGAGUUACCGCGACCAAUCGUGUUUGACGUGGUUGAUGAAGCGGCCAAAGCGCCACCGCCGCAGAGGAUGUAUGCCUCGAGUCAGAAUGCGCAUGAGAUCGCCAGCCAGUUCCUUCAACAAUAUUUCACGAUAUUCGACAGCGACACUCGUCAGCCGCUGUUGAAUGCGUAUAACGAGCACGCGUGCUUUAGUUUAACGAUCACGUAUACGCAUUUAAAAUUGAACGGUUAUCUCGCUGAAAACCGAAAUUUAUUCCGAGUGAAUGACAGCACUAAGAGAAUCAAAUUGUUGAAGAACGGUAAAUUACCUGUAGUAUCGUUCCUCUCGGAGAUGCCGCAGACCAAGCAUCUUCUCGAUACUUUCACGAUGGAUAUCACGUUACCAACGCCGACGAUGAUGUUCGUAACGUUGACGGGCUAUUUCCAAGAAGUCAAUACUAAGGAGGAGCCCAUUCGUUAUUUCAAUCGGACCUUUGUAAUAAUCCCAGAAGGUACCGGAUACUGUAUUUGCAACGAACAAAUACACAUCAGUCAGCCGACUGAUGCACAGCUGAAGCAGCUGAAGAGUCAGUUGAGUCAAAGCGGACAGCCUGCAUCACUAUUGCCGCGAGACUCCGUGGAGCAGCAACAAGUGUCAAUGGUGCCGCAAGCAGUCAUAGAACAGCCAACUCCAUUGGUGCCACAAAUGCCGACCGAAGUCGAAGCGGCCAAGCCUAUGGAGACAGCUGAAUUGAGUGAAGAGAUCAAGCAGCAGAUGGUGGUCACGUUGAGUCAGCAAACGAACAUGAAUUUGCAGUGGAGCUUGAAGUGCUUACACGAGGUACAGUGGAAUUAUAAUAACGCGCUCUCUGCAUUUCAGAAUUUCUUUAAGCUUGGUCAGAUACCGCCGGAGGCGUUUGCGAAGUAAAUGCAGAGAGCAACCACGUCGCAGCACGACAAGCUCUUGCAUUCUCGUUCCUUUGCGCGGUAUUUCGCGCGGAUUUCCCUCUUUGUAAAUUUUCCAUUGAAAUUUGGGGCCUCCAAGUGUUCGCUAUUCGCGAAAAUCUCGUAUUAAACCGUCGUCAAACUCCGCAAAAAUGAAAAAAAAAAAUACAAAAAAAAUAGGAGUAUAGCAGAGGGAAAUUUAAUUAGCGAACACUUGGGAAUUUUUCUUUUUAUUUUAUUUAUUUUUUUUUUAAUAUUUCACUAAUGAUGAUAAAU
Dinoponera quadriceps is the source of this 2511-nucleotide messenger RNA. RefSeq names its product nuclear RNA export factor 1-like. Gene Ontology annotation, molecular function: protein binding; RNA binding. Bases 218 to 2218 code for a protein of 666 amino acids. NCBI's taxonomy places the organism in Eukaryota, Metazoa, Arthropoda, Insecta, Hymenoptera, Formicidae. The transcript has 10 exons. Gene Ontology annotation, biological process: poly(A)+ mRNA export from nucleus. Gene Ontology annotation, cellular component: nucleus; cytoplasm. The record is from RefSeq and is a predicted model, not a curated record.